Messenger RNA from Schistosoma curassoni, 2231 nucleotides. NCBI's taxonomy places the organism in Eukaryota, Metazoa, Platyhelminthes, Trematoda, Strigeidida, Schistosomatidae. The record is from the annotation of a GenBank genome assembly.
UCUCAACCCACAUGAAAUAUCAUUACUCUAAAAGGGUCUCAACUUCAAUAUAAAUAGACAUAAAUUAACACCAUUCAAUGUUAUACCAACAGUAGAACCAGCGCUGAAUAUACUCCCGAAUGAUACAGCGAAUGAACUGAGGAAUAAAAUAAUGAACACAUUAUUACAUCAGAAACCUCACAACCCUAACAUAAAUGAAAAUGAGUAUUACGCAUUAAAACAACUGAGAGAGGACAAAACGAUCAUAAUAACGAGAGCAGAUAAAGGUAAUACUACAGUUAUUAUGAAUAAAACAGAGUAUGAGAACAAAGCCAAAGAACAUCUACAAGAGGGUCCAUAUGAACAAAUCAAAGAAGCGAAAAGUAGAACAACUCUUAAUAAACUCAAGGCGCAAACUAGCAAACUCUUACAGUCAUUAAAAGCUAAGCUAGGAUCGUCCUUAUGGUUUAUGUUAUAUCCAAAGAGUUGUAAUCCAUGCAGAUUUUAUGGGCUACCAAAGAUCCACAAGAAUAAUACUCCACUAAGACCAGUGGUAGACUAUACAAAUUCACCGACUUACAAUCUAGCUAAAUAUUUAGCUAAGAUUCUCAAACCAUAUGAAAAGCGGAUUAAUCAUGGAAUUAAAAACUAUGGAAUUCAAGAAUUUAAUUGAUACCAUCGAUAUAGAAGAAGACGAAAUAAUGGCAAGUUUUGAUGUAUCUUCCUUAUUCACUAAUGUACCUAUCAGUCGAGCAAUUGAUAUUAUCAAUGAUUGUUUAGAAUCUGAUUUAGAUUUGAAUUUACGAUGCCCAUUAGAUCCAUCAGAGGUUAUAAAAUGCUUAGAAUUAUGUUUAAGAUCUACCUUAUUCAUAUUUCGAGGUCAACUUUACAGACAGAAAGAGGGUAUAGCAAUGGGCUCACCAGUUUCUCCGAUUGUAGCGAAUUUAUUCAUGCAUUCCCUAGAAACUAGUGCAAUCGCGAAGAGUUUAUGUCCACCAAAGUUAUGGUUAAGGUAUGUAGACGAUAUUUUUAUUAUCAAUAAACGGGAUGGUAUGGAAGAACUAUUUAACAAUACAAACAGCAUUUCUGAAAACAUUAAACUAACUAAGGAAUUAGAAUCAGUUGACCACAAACUAGCAUUUCUAGAUUGUCUGGUUGAACGUCGACACAAUAAUAAGAAGUUAAAAAUAAAUGUUUACAGAAAAUCAACGCAUUCCGAGAGAUACUUGGAUUUUAAUUCAGCCCAUUCACAGAGCACGAAAAUUAAUGUGGUAAAAAAUCUAAUGAACAGAAGCACUAAGAUUGUUACAGACAAGGAAGACCAAAGAACCGAAUUAAAUAAAGUAUUUUCUACUCUUAGGGAUAACAACUACCCAAAAAGGUUUUUAAAAAAGAUUAUUAAAAAUGAAAGAAAAACUAAACUAGAAAGUAUACGAAAAGAAUGGAAGUACACUGUAGUCAUACCUUACCGGAGUGAAACAUCAGAAGAAAUCAAACGGAUUCUAAACAAACAUGAUAUAAGAGUGUAUUUUAGAGCAAAUAACACAUUAAGAUCGACAUUGGUGAAAGUUAAGGACAAGUUAGCAAAGGAAGAACAACAGAACAUUGUGUAUGAGAUUCACUGUCAUGACUGUAAUGCUACCUGUGUUGGAGAAACAUCCAGGCAAUUAAAUGUAAGAUUGAAGGAACACGAACAAUGCUUGAAAAAUGUUCCAAAAUCCUCGGUAGAUUUAAAGAAACUUGAAAAUAAGUCAGCGAUAGCGUUACAUGCGUUAGAAACAGGACACAAGAUUAAUUUUGAAGGGACCAAAAUACUUCAGAAAGGUUUUAACACCCAUAAAGAAAGAUUGACAGCAGAAGCUCUGCAUAUAUGGGCGAACAAGAACAGCCUGAACCGAAAAGAUGGUAUUCAACUAGCAACUACCUGGCAAAUUUCGUUUGACAAGUAAAUUUGGAACCUAUCUCUUGUUUAAACCUGUUUUUAAUAUCACAUGCAUCGUUAUUAUUAUUGAAAGAACUGAAUGAGUUUCUAAACAAUACAAUUUAUGUUUUGACAUGCACAUCGAUCUUUCAUUAUCAAGUUUUUCAUACUUGAACUUUAUUUAUUCCUUCAUAUCAAUCUCUCACACAUGCAUACAUACAUACACACUCGCACACAUACGACUUGUUACUCAGUUACGUAUUUCCAUGUAGUUGAAUUCAUCACAUGAUUUGUAGUCAACUGACUCAUUUUAUCCUAUUUUACAAAAAAU